This is a messenger RNA of Labrus bergylta (ballan wrasse), 3453 nucleotides long. NCBI's taxonomy places the organism in Eukaryota, Metazoa, Chordata, Actinopteri, Labriformes, Labridae. The record is from RefSeq and is a predicted model, not a curated record.
AUGAUGGAGGAGCAUCCCGCAGCAGGAGGAGGCAUCAGCCUGCAGGACGUCCUGAGAGGACGGACGGACGGAGCUCAGAAGACGAGGAGCAGCUCCAACAUGAUCCGAGUGUUCAUCAGCUCCACAUUCACAGAUAUGAGCAGCGAGAGGAAAGCCCUGCUGGAGAAAGCUUACCCAGAAGUCCUUACUUUCUGUCGCGGCCUGGGGCUGGUGUUUGAGGUGGUGGAUCUGCGAUGGGGGAUCCGGAGCGUCUCGUCUGGAGACCACGAGGCCUGCGAGGUCUUUCUGCAGGAGAUCCAGAACUGUCAGAGGAUCUCAGCCGGACCCGCCUUCAUCGCUCUGCUGGGGAACCGGUACGGCCACCGAGCUCUCCCUCGCCUCAUCCCAGAGAAACACUUUGAAGCUCUGUUGUCCAAACUCUCCAAAGACCCUGAAGGCAUCACGCAGCUGAGCCGGUGGUUCUUAAAGGACGACAACGGUCCGCCCGCCUACGUCCUCCAGCCGAUCGCGGCUCACUUCCCCUACUUCGGUGACCUCAGACCUGAGAGCGGGCCACGGCGGGACAAAGAUGUCCUCUCGUGGCGUUUCACAGAGAAUCAACUGUUGCGGCUCCUACGCUCGGCCGCCGCCGCCGCAGAGUCAGCCGGUGACAUCACAGCCGAGCAGAAACAGAACUUCUACACAUCAGUCACAGAUCGAGAGUUCGAGCACGGUUUGUUCCAGGACGCCGGCGAUCAGUCCGCUUUGCUCUUUGUCCGAGAGAUUCCUCGCCAGAGAGCGAGGGACGGCCCCAAACGUCUUGCCAAGUACAUGGACCUGAACGCCGACGGGCUGCUGGACGCGGAAGCUCAGGGACUCCUCGGUGCCCUGAAGGCCCGCCUCUACGCCUCGUCGCAGAAGAUCCUGAACCUGCACUGCGUGGAGCUCAGCAAAGGAGGCGUCGACCCCAAACGCAAGGAGCAUGCUCAGUACCUGGACGCCGUCUGCGAGCAGUUCGUUUCUCAGAUGAAGGCGAGGGUCGGAGCGGCGGUGGAGACGUUGGUGGACGGGAGGAGGAGGAAGGUUUGGGGAAAGAUCACGGACAAGAAGGAGGAAGUCCCGGAUUGGUUGAUCGAGGAGUUCGGGCGUCACGCUGCCGUGACCAGCGAGCUGUGCGGAGGUCUCCGUGGCAGGGAGGGCCUUCUGGGUAAACUCUGCCUCGCCAUGUGGGAGAGGACCAACGUCCCCCAUGGCCCGCUGGUGGUGCACGGCGCCGCCGGGAUGGGGACGACGGCGCUGCUGUGCAAACUGGUGCAGGAGAUGCGUGGCGUCCUGGAGGGCGGGGCGGUGGUGGUGAACAGGAUGCUCUCAGCUCACCAUCCUCAGAGACCGGACAUCGACCACGUCCUCCGCAGCGUCUGCCUCCAGAUCUGCUUGGCGUGUGGUUUGGCUCCGCCUCCCUCCCCGCCGACGGCCAGCGCUCACCUGGACUUGUCGCGGUUCUUCAGAAACGUCCUCGCUGAUGUCUCACGGCGGGGGAACACGAUGCUGGUCGUCCUGGACGCUCUGGAUCAGCUGUCAGACCAACAUCACGCCCACAAACUUUACUGGCUCCCCGCCGACCUCCCGCCCAACAUCCACCUGGUGGUCUCCAUGGAAACCAACAGCGAGGUGUUCGCCAACAUGCGGCUGAAGCUGCAGACUUUGGAGAGUUUCUUCGCGGUGGAGCGUUUGUCUCACGUCGAGGGGAAACAGGUGAUGGAGUCGUACCUGCGAGCCUCUCGGCGAACCCUGACCCCCGAGCAGAGUGACGCCGCGCUGCACAGCUUCGAUGCCACCGGCUGUCCGCUGCACCUCAAACUGAUUCUGUCCGCGGCCAAACGCUGGACGUCCUUCACCCCGCUCACACACACACACCUGGGAGCGAGCACACAGGAAAUGAUGUCACAGCUUCUGCUGAUGCUUGAGGACAAACACGGGAAAGAACUGGUGGGUGGAGCCUUAGGAUACAUCACUCUCGCAAGGGAGGGUCUACUGGAGGCUGAACUGCGUGAUGUCAUGUCCCUGGACGAUGAUGUCAUCACUGAGGUGUACAGUCACUCCUUCCCUCCGACACCCUCAUUGAUCCGGCUGCCCCCCCUCCUCUGGGCUCGACUAAGAUGGGACCUCGAGGAUCAGCUGGAGGAGCGCUGGACCAACGGAGUCGCCACCAUCGCCGUCAACAAUAGGCGUCUCUGCGAGGUGGUUUCAGCUCGGUAUCUGACAUCAGAGCGAAGGGGGCGGAGCCUGAGGGUCCUGGCAGAGUACUUCCUGGGUCGGUGGUCGGGGAAACUGAAGCCGGUGGCUCUGCCUGGUCUGUCACUGCUCCUCUCCGACAGAAAGGUCCCACCCCAGCCACUGUGGUUCGGUCCUGAAUUGGCUAACGUCAGGAAGCUCCAGGAGCUGCCGUAUCACCUGCUGCACGCCGGCCUGUGGGACGAACUACGACAAGUAGUAAUAGGCAGUGCAGAGUGGCUGUUCUGCAAGAGCAGGGUGUGCGGGGUGUCCAGUGUGAUCCAGGACCUGGACCAGUGCUCCCAGUACAUGGACUGCACUGAGACCAGACUGAUUCGGGACACUCUGGUCCUCAUCAAACCCAGUCUGGACUUCCUGGAGGGUCACAUGGAUAUGUCUCUGUUCUACACCGAGCUCUUAGCCAGACUCUGCUCCUUGGCCAAGCCUUUCCCCUCUGUGAUUGGCCGACUCUGCAGCCAAUGUGAAGAGUGGUUACUAACGUGUCCGGAGCCGAUCCUCAUCCCUAAGUGCAGCUUCCUGCAGCAGCCAGGGGGGGCGCUGCAGCACACUCUGACUGGACUUCAGGGAGGUGUUCUCUGUCUGGACCUCAGUGUGGAGGCGGAGCUUCUGGUCACAGGUUCAGACGAUGGCGUGAUAGCGGUGUGGAGCCUCGCUGACCAACAGCUCGUCUACUCCCUGAUCGGACACACAGGCGCAGUUUUGUCUGUCAAAGUGCUCGAAAGCUCCGCCCACUGCCUCUCAUUGGCCGCUGACGGCUCUCUGAGGAGGUGGAGCCUAACGAGUGGCAAACAGCUGCUCUGCAUCCAGGAGGCGAUGCCUGUUGACUCCGCCCCUUCGACAUCACACCUCCACGUUUCCAAACAGCUGAUGUUUGUUUACACCAACAAACAGGUGAAGGCGUGGCGUCUGGACGGCUCCGACCUCCUCAGCAGCAGUGAUGGCGGCUUGCUGGUUCUGGGAGUUCUGGAGGAUUCUGUGGUUUCUCUGAGCGACUCUGGACGGGUCAGAGUAUUUAACCCUUUAAGCGGGGCGCCGGCUCUGCAGACUCAGCUGGUCACCUCCCCGAGACGAGUGACUCCUGUGAAGUCUGUAACGUUACCUAAACGAGGGAAAGUGUUCCUGGUUUCUGAAGAAGGACUUCUCUAUCAGGGGAGUCAAACUGACACUGAAUGUGUUUAA